This is a messenger RNA of Trichechus manatus latirostris (Florida manatee), 1075 nucleotides long. RefSeq names its product family with sequence similarity 221 member A (gene FAM221A). Lineage: Eukaryota; Metazoa; Chordata; Mammalia; Sirenia; Trichechidae. Bases 70 to 849 code for a protein of 259 amino acids. The record is from RefSeq and is a predicted model, not a curated record. The transcript has 5 exons.
CAGCUUCUUCUCUCGCGCAGGGCGGGCUUGAGGCGCGCGACGCGGACGCCUUUCCCUUAGCUGCGGGCCAUGGAGCGGCUGACAUUGCCUCCUGGUGGUGCGGCGGCCGUGGACGAGUACCUGGAGUACCGGAGAAUUGUUGGUGAGGAUGAUGGAGGGAAACUUUUUACCCCUGAAGAAUAUGAAGAGUACAAAAGAAAAGUUCUACCUAUGCGCUUACAGAACCGAUUGUAUGUGAGCUGGCGAUCACCCACUGGAAUAGACUGUAAACUUGUGGGCCCAGAGACUCUGUGUUUUUGUACACAUAGGUAUAAACAACAUAAAACUGACUUUGAAAUGAUGCCACAGCAGCGCCCCAUCAGUCUGCCUUGCCGAGUGACUGGCUGCCAGUGCAAGGCUUACCUGUACGUCCCUUUGAAUGGCACACAGCCCAUUCGCUGCAGAUGCGAGCACUUUGCUGAUCAGCACGGUGCUGCGCCUGGCUUUACAUGCUCUGCAUGUUCCAAGUGUUCAGGUUUUCAUAGCUGCUUCACUUGUGCUUGUGGUCAGCCUGCAUAUACCCAUGAAACAGUAGUGGAAACUAAGGAAGAAAGACUGGCUCAGGGAAAACCAGUAGGACAGGAUGUUCCCUAUGCAGCAAUGGGAGGAUUAACUGGCUUCAGCUCACUGGCCGAAGGCUACAUGCGAUUAGAUGACAGCGGAAUUGAUGAAGAAAUUCAGUGGAGAGAAGUAAAGCAACUUUGUUAUUCAGCGAGUACACAGUAUGGUUCGGUUCAACCCAGAGGUUGUUCUGGGCUCCUUAAUCUGUCUCAUUGUUGCUAUUUCUGUGCAACUACCACAUUGUUUUAAUUACUAUAUCUUUAUAAUAAAUAAAUUAAUUAAUAUUGAUGAAUUUAUUUUAUUACUUCUCGCCUACUGUUCCCUUUUAAUUCUUUCCAGAACUUUGACAUCAUUUUGUGAAUUUACAAAACAUUCUGUUAUUUUAAUUGAGAUCACAUUGAAUGUAUAUAUUAAUCUAGUAAGAAUCGAUAUUUUAAAAUAUUAACUCUGUUCAUUUAUUUGUCUUGUUGUUGUU